AUGGAUUCUCUUACUGGCAGUCUGGAGCGCGAUAACAUACCGCUAAUCCAGGAUGUCCUGAAAUGCUGCUCCAGUCUGGUUGUUCGUGAUGAAAAUGACCAAGUUCUUCUCGCCCAUCACUCCGUACGACAGUUCCUGCGCGAUUACCCAGACGUCACACCCAAAUCCUUGCAAUCUUACGACACUUUAGUUUGGGAGAAAAAAAUCAGCGGUCCAGUACGCCAUAAAAUACGUGAGCUUGAGCUAGCGCGCCUUUGUAUUCUCCACCUGAGCUCUCCUGAAUAUGGCCAUGCCAUGGCACCUCCUUCCCAAGCAAAAUCCGCCAUCGAUGUUAGCCUGGUACCGGACGCUGUGCUUACCAACUUCAAUCUUGGCUUUGGGAAAUGGGGGUUCGAAGGCUUCAAAAAAGUCAAAACCUUUGUUCAUAAAUUCAAAUAUCAAGCCAGCGACUUCCACAACCUUCGCUGGUCUUCCGGCAUUUUUCCGUUUCGCAAGAGAGCAAUGGGCACUUCUGACCCGUUCAAUACAUCAAACUGGUCCGAACUGGUCUAA
Messenger RNA from Exophiala aquamarina CBS 119918, 552 nucleotides. RefSeq lists its product as uncharacterized. Lineage: Eukaryota; Fungi; Ascomycota; Eurotiomycetes; Chaetothyriales; Herpotrichiellaceae. Bases 1 to 552 code for a protein of 183 amino acids. The transcript has a single exon. The record is from RefSeq and is a predicted model, not a curated record.